Messenger RNA from Opisthocomus hoazin, 2352 nucleotides. The record is from RefSeq and is a predicted model, not a curated record. NCBI's taxonomy places the organism in Eukaryota, Metazoa, Chordata, Aves, Opisthocomiformes, Opisthocomidae.
AUGGCUGUUGAAGAUCUCGGAGUGGGGUACGUCGUCGCGGCCAUGCUGCUGCUGAAAGCAGCCUCUUCGCCCCUGACGCUCUGCAGUCUACGCCUGAAGAAACUCACGGUGCUGAAAGAGCUGGACAAAGAGCUGAGCUCUGUGCUUAUCGCUGUGAAGAUUCAGGGUUCAAAGCGAGUCCUGAGAUCAAAUGAAUACAUCCUCCCGCCUGGCGGCCUGAUGGAAACCGAGCUGGAGCUGACCUUCUCACUGCAGUACCCACACUUCCUCAAGAGAGAUGGCAACAAACUGCAGAUCAUGCUGCAGCGGAGGAAGAGAUACAAGAACCGCACGAUCCUGGGCUACAAGACCCUUGCAGUUGGCAUCAUUAACAUGGCCGAGGUGAUGCAGCACCCGACGGAUGGCGGGCAGCUUCUGGGCCUCCACAGCAACAUGAAGGAUGUGAGCAUCCGAGUGGCUGAAAUCAGCAUCUACUCUUUGUCCAGUCAGCCCAUUGACCACGAGGACGGGAACAUCCCCUCAGGUCCUAAAAUCAAAGCUUCAGAUCGCUCCCCAGACAUUGAUAACUACUCCGAAGAAGAGGAUGACAGCUUCUCCUCAGAGCAGGAAGCCAGCGAUGAUGCUGUGCAGGGUCAGGAUCUGUUUGAUGAAGAGGAUGACUUGAGGAAAACCAAGAAGGCUAGGAGGAAAAUGAUCCGAACCACAUCAAUGACCAGACAACCGAACUUUAAGCAGAAAUUUGUGGCUUUGCUGAAGAGGUUUAAAGUGACAGAGGAGGUCCUGGACUCUGACCCUGUAGACCAGACCCAGGAGGUGGAGGAAGACCUGGGCUUGCUCUAUGACAGCCUGGAAGAGUGCAACAACAGUGACAGUGGCCCGGAGAUUGAGGACAAUGAGAGUGUGCACAGUACACCCAAGCCCACCCUGAGGCGUUUCUUUGAGGGAGUCUCUCAUUCUGGUUCCCAGACUGAGAUCGGCAGUCUGCACAGCCAGAAAGGGCAGGAUCAAGAGUCGGGCAGCCCUGGCGAGGCGGACAAGCGGAAGCCGGGAGUGCUGCGACCGCAGGAAGAGCCAGGAGUGGAGGUCCCUGCAGUGGUGAGUCCAGGCGAUGGGGCCUGUCCUGGACGGGGGCACCCGUGGGCGUGGGAGCAGGGCAGGGAGAGGGAGGGCAGUGUGGACAGGCUGGUCCAGCUGGGCCCCGGGACCAAAGCCGAGCUCCCCGGUGCUGUGUCCCCCAGCAAGGCAGAGAGCAAGCAGCUGUGGCGUCCCCGCAGCACCUCUGUGAAGGACCGGCAGAGCUCCAAGGGACAGGGUGGCUGUGCCAGCAGCCUGGACAGCGAGAGCUCUCCAGACUCAUGGCACAGCACCCAGGUGCCCCGAAAGUCUGUUUACGAUCAGCUGAACCAGAUCCUGGUCUCAGACGAGCAGCUCCCCGAGAGCAUUGUGCUGGUGAACGUCGCGGAGUGGCAGGGGCAGUACGUGAGCGAGCAGCUCCAGGCGCACAAGCAGUUGGUCGUAUCCACCUGCUCCGUGGCGGACAUCCAGGCAGCCUUCAACACCACGGUCUCCCGCAUCCAGCGAUACUGCAACUGUAACUCCCACAUGCCUCCCCCGGUGAAGGUGGUGGUGGCAGGGGACCAGAGCUACCUGAGCGUUGUCCUCCGUUUCUUCGUGGAGCAGCUGGCCAGCAAGACACCCGACUGGCUCAACUACCUUCGCUUCCUGCUCGUGCCACUGGGCUCUCACCCUCUGGCCAAGUACCUGGCCUCGGUGGAUAACAAAUACAGCACUCUCUUCCUGGACACGGCAUGCCCUCCACCGCCCUCCCCGUCCGUCAGCAGUGGCCUCUCGGGCGCUGGGUCGCUGAGCCCCGGGGUGGAGGUGAUGGGCCUGCAGGUGGACUACUGGACAACGCAAGGGCCGGACAGGAAGAAGGAGGGGGAGAAGCGGGAGAUGGGUAUCAAGAACACACUCAAGAGCAACUUCCGCUCGCUCCAGGUCAGCCGCAUCCCCGGCACAGGGGAGCUGGUGCCCCCCAGCACCAUGGCCAUGACCGUGGUCACCAAGGAGAAAAACAAGAAAGUGAUGUUUCUGAGCAAGAAACCCAAAGAGAAGGACCUGGAGCCCAAAAGCCAAGUCAUCGAAGGGAUCACACGCCUCAUCUGCACAGCCAAGCACCAGAACACCAUGCUGCGAGGUGGGGGGGCACAAGCCCCCGAUGUGAAGUUUUUCCAGCUGGCAGCACAGUGGCCAACGCACGUCAAGUACCUCCCCGUGGGCAUCUUUGGCUACUCGAAGAGUGUGUGAGAUGCUGGGGCAGCCCGGGGACGGAGCUGCGGGGGGGGGCAGGAG